Molecule: messenger RNA, 462 nt
Organism: Microthlaspi erraticum
Lineage: Eukaryota; Viridiplantae; Streptophyta; Magnoliopsida; Brassicales; Brassicaceae
Source: the annotation of a GenBank genome assembly
AUGGGCUAUCUGCUUGCAAACACUAGGCCAGGUAAAACCUCUGUUUUAAUGGAUAUGGUUAAGUUAUUAAUGGCAUCUUCCGUUACUCUGAUAAAACAUUCUUUACUGGUGAAAUAUUGGCAGCAGGCAAAAGAUAAUUUAAUGAAUCGUCCAUUAGCAAAUGGUUGGGGAGAAAAGCAUAGCCUUUUUGUUAAGUGGAAGUAUGUUGAAUCUAAGGCUUUGAUUCUUGAUGAAGGGAACACAGAGAAAUCACAUGGCAUGGCAGUUGCUGCUUUACAAGCUGCAGAUGAAUGUUUCAAAGAAAGUAAGAAAGCAUCCGAAAGUCAGAUAAACCGUGAUCUAUAUACUCUUAUGAAAAACGGUGGAGGUGUAACGGAUGCAACAAAAAAUGAGCUCUUAAGAGCAACAACACAUAUCAGAUUUGAGGAAAUCAAGAAGGACUUAACCACAGCGAUUAGCUAA